This is a messenger RNA of Candidula unifasciata, 1130 nucleotides long. The record is from the annotation of a GenBank genome assembly. Lineage: Eukaryota; Metazoa; Mollusca; Gastropoda; Stylommatophora; Geomitridae.
AAUUUAUCCCACCUUCCAUCAUGCUGCCACCAAGACGUCUAUUUACUUUGCUGAAUCAAGCUGUUGAGCAACAAAAAGACAAAUGUCCAUACCACAACACACAGCUGGACUCUGAUUUGUCCAGUGUGUCCCUGCUCACUGACCAUAUAUGUUCUAAAGAGCAGUUCCCAAAUGUGACAGUCCAAACACUGUGGGACCACCAGGAUGAGGUCUGGCACUGUCAGUUCUCACCAGAUGGAACUCGACUUGCCACAGGCUCCAAAGACAACAAGCUGAUUAUAUGGAAUGUUGACACAGAGAAUUACGAAUGUCAACACUAUAAAACUCUAGAAGAGCACAAGUUCUCUGUAGGUUUCAUCACCUGGUGUCCAGACAACACACAUAUUUUAAUAUGUGGCCCUGACGACACCAACGAAGUUUAUAUUUAUAAUGUACUGACGGGAGAAGUCAGACAGAAAUUUCAUCAAAAUGCAGAUCACAGUUUAACAUAUGCAGCAUGGAUGCCUGACGGACGCAAAUUUGUUGUUGGGGGCAUCAAAGGACAGUUCCUUUAUUGUGACAUUGAUGGACAUGUCAUUGACACAUGGGAAGGUGUAAGAAUACAAGGUUUGGCAGCUUUGGAUGACAAACAGGUUCUGGCAGCAGAUACACACAAUCGUAUCAGGGGCUAUAACUUUGAUACACUGCAGGAAUUACCUCUAAUUCAAGAAGACCACCCAAUAAUGACAUUUGUAUUAGACAGCAGAAAAGAAUUCAUACUUGUAAAUGUUGCUUCUCAGGGAUGCCAUUUGUGGAGUUUGAAAGAUAAAGUCCUUCUUCGCAAGUUCCAUGGACAGUCACAGGCCUUCUUCACAAUCUACUCAUGUUUUGGUGGCCUCAACCAAGAUUAUGUCGCCAGUGGAAGUGAAGAUCACAAAGUGUUUAUUUGGCACACCAAGCGUGAGACCCCAGUAGCCGUGUUAGAGGGUCAUCGGCAGACUGUCAACUGUGUACACUGGAAUCCAACACAACCAGGCAUGCUGGCUAGUGCCUCAGAUGAUGGUACAGUUCGAAUCUGGGGGCCCAGGGAGAAACGGAGAAGGAGAAGCAGCAGUAGCAGUGACAGUUCUGGCCGCACUUCUCCAGUAUGA